Messenger RNA from Chelmon rostratus (copperband butterflyfish), 9186 nucleotides. It is a transcript of the gene pdzd2, whose product is annotated as PDZ domain containing 2. Gene Ontology annotation, molecular function: protein binding. NCBI's taxonomy places the organism in Eukaryota, Metazoa, Chordata, Actinopteri, Chaetodontiformes, Chaetodontidae. The transcript has 26 exons. The coding region runs from base 206 to 7549 and encodes 2447 amino acids. The record is from RefSeq and is a predicted model, not a curated record.
GCUAACGUCAGAUAUAGUUCAUUAAAAACAUGGGAUAUUCUACCAUUUUGAACUGGAAUUGGAAGCUUUCGGACUACAUGAUCAUGUAACCCAAAGAGAUGGAUUUGGGGAUGUGGGCCCACACUGGUUCAUGUGCCUGUAUUGACUCUUGGAGGGAUCAGAGUGGCUGUUGGUGAGUGACCCCCAAUACGCCCAGGAUGCCAGGAUGCCCAUCACUCAGGACAACGCCCUCAGCAUCCUUCCACUACUGGAGGACUGGCAUGGGGCUCAGACCACAAGAGCACAGCUGGAUGACAACCUGAAUCAGGACAGUUCUGGCUCCAAGCAUGUGGACUCCUACCAGAAUGGGGAAGGGGAUAGUGUGUGCAGUAGUAGCAGUGUCAGUAGUGUUAAUUUGGAGGACAUGUCCCUGUGUGUAGCUGCCAUUCAGAAGUUGGUGGAGUACAUUAAGUUUAACUUCAUGGAGGGUGACACAGCUCCAUCAGCCAGCCUGUCGUCCUGCAGGGAGGGGUUAGAUGUUGAGGUUCAUGCUGUUUCCCUCAGUAAAGACAAGGCAGAUACUGCUGAGUUUGGCCUCAGCUUUGGGAACAUUCCUAUUUUUGGGGACCCUGACAGAAGAAAGAAGGGGGGUCCAAGGAGGAGAAGGGACCAGAGCCCCAUUAUGGACGUGGGAUGCAUCUGGGUGACAGAGGUGAGGAAGGGGAGCCCAGCAGCCCACUGUGGGAGGAUCAAGCUGAGAGACGAACUGCUUUCACUGAACGGGCAGCUGAUGGUGGGAGUAGAUGUUAGUGGAGCCAGUUACCUGGCUGACCAGUGCUGGAGUGGAGGCUGUAUCUACCUGAUCAUGCUGCGGAGAGUCAAGAGAAAGGCUCCUCUCCCUCCCUGUGGCAGUGUUAAUGCUCCAGUCAGCAGUGACAGCUGUGAAGAUCAGCAGCAGGAAAGAGCUGCCUCUGAGCCCUCUGACAUACGUACACGCAAAUUUGGUGUCAUAUCACGUUCCUCCUUUAUUCGAGACAACAGAGACAGUACUAGCUCAGAACUCCGGAGCUGUUACAACAGCGACAACUCUUCUGUUCCCCUUGAUGCACAAGCUAGUCUUCCAGGUGAUGACUCAGGUUCCAUCCUCUCCACCGAUACACCCUCAGAGGAAAGCUCACACACCUUUCCUCAGGUGGGAACUGUUCUGCAGCGUCUACAUAGCGGAGCCUCUUCCACACUGCCUACAAGGUGUCACAGUCAGCUGUUAGAAUACAAAAUCGAUUCUUUCAGCAGUGAACCUUCAAGCCAGCUCAGGGAGGGCAACCACAUCUGGAAGAUGCAUAUGGUGAAGGGUCAGGAGGGCCUGGGCAUACAGAUAACAGGGGGUCGUGGCUCCAAAAGAUGUCCCCAUGGCAUCAUUAUAGCACAUGUAGAGGAGGGAGGUGCCAUUCACAGGGAUGGUCGUCUUCAUGCCGGUGAUGAGUUGCUGAUGAUUAAUGGUCAGUCUCUGGUGGGUCUCAGCCAUAAGGAGGCUGCUGCUAUCCUCCGCUCCACUACUGGUCUAGUCCAGCUGGUGGUGGCCAGCAGGGAGGAGUCAGAAGUGGGUUUCGAGCGCUUCCCAUCGACCAGUCUGCCAGACCUAGUCAGCACCUGCAAUUCCUUGUCCUACCUAUCUCAGUCUGCUCCCCCUCGCUCACCCCAGACCUCCAACUGCAGCACCAGUCUUCAUCCCUACCUGUUGACUAACGUGGAGAAACUAGACCAACAAUGUCAGGGAGAGGUACCCAAAGGAUCCUGCUGCAGCCCCACACCCAUGAAGCUCUGCAGUCGAUCCCAGGGGGGGAGCAGUCGUCUUGAAUCCGUGGGUGAGGAUGAUGAGCUGUUUGUGGAGAAUGGUGUGAGCAGCAGUGAAGAGGUGGAGAAGCCUACAGCUGGCCGACGCAAACACUCCUUACCUCAACAACUAGACACUGCUGGAGUGAGACAGGAAUAUCAGACAAUUAAGAAAUCAGCCCGCUCCCUGAGCACCAUUCAAGUGGAGUCUCCAUGGCGACUGGCGCAGCCAUCCAUUAUCUCCAGUAUAGUGCUGAUGAAAGGCCAGGGCAAGGGCUUAGGAUUCAGUAUUGUUGGUGGGCAGGACUCAGCACGUGGACAGAUGGGGAUUUUUGUCAAAACCAUUUUCGCUCAAGGAGCUGCAGCUGCUGAUGGACGACUAAAAGAGGGAGAUGAGAUUUUGGAAGUGAAUGGAGAGUCUCUCCAAGGACUCACACACCAGCAGGCCAUCCAGACCUUCAAGCAACUGAAAAAAGGUGUGGUGACACUGACAAUUCGGACUCGUCUCCGCAGUCCCAGCCUGACACCCUGUCCAACCCCUACCCUCCUCAGCCGCUCCAGCUCACCUAAUUCCAACACUAGUGGGGGAACACCUGUCCCUUCAGGGUUUGAAGAGGUCGAUGGCCGCAGGGGCCCUGGUCCUGGACCAAAAGACUGCAUCAUCAUGGAGGUCACACUCAAUAAAGAACCUGGUGUUGGACUGGGAAUUGGAGUCUGUUGUCUGACCCUGGAGAAUUCUAUUACUGGCAUCUACAUCCAUAGUCUGGCACUGGGUUCUGUGUCCAAGAUGGAUGGCAGGCUCAGUCGAGGAGAUCAGAUACUGGAGGUGGACUCAGUCAGUCUUCGUCAUGCUGCUCUCAGUGAGGCCUAUGCCAUCCUCAGUGAAUGUGGCCCUGGACCAGUCAGUCUCAUUAUAAGCAGGCACCCUAACCCCAAGGUGUCAGAACAGGAGAUGGAUCACAUUAUUGCUCGAUCCACACACAAGGACAAAAUGAGCAAAAACAGAGGUCACUCCCAAGGUCUGUCCUGUAAAGGCCCCUACCCAACAAUGAAGGACAGGCAAGGGGAUGGCUCCCCUGCUCUCAGCUGGACCAUGAAGAGAUUCCUUGAGCCUGCCAGUAGACAGGGUUCCCUAAGCUCAGAGACAGAGCUAUCUCAGUACUUCUCCCAGGACGUGUCUAGCCGCUCGCCCCUGUCGGAAUCCGUGCUGAAGGACUCAAACAGUGAUGAGGCCCUCCACCAGCCGAGCUGCGGGACCUCCAUGGGUGACAACUCAUCGCAGCCACAUGCAGUCUGCCCCUCUCUAACAGAAAAGGGGAGUGGCCCUGUCUACAACGCAUCACAAGAUAAGACCCCUGUCCUUCUUGAUCACCAUGUGGAUGCAGUUCGUCAGCCCAUUGAUGUCUCAAGCCCCACCUCCAUGCGGAGCCCACUUCAUCAUCCAAUGACAUGCUUUGAGGAAGAGCUCAGUGAUGAUGAGUGCUCCAACAGCACUGGAAACCCUGGGCUCCUCCACAGACCAAGGAAAUCUGACUCUAUUAACUCAAAAACUGAUUCACUGUUAGAUGGAUGUGGUGAAGAUGGGGGGGAUUUUCAGAGGUGUGGAAGCAAUGAUGUGACAACACCACACUAUGGUGGUUUCUCACAGUGUGAGGAAGUUAUGACAAGUAAGUCUGAGUCAUCUGGCUCUGAGUCACCCUUCAUGCCUAUCCGCAGCCUCUUUGACCACAAAGUAAGGGUGGGUUCUGGGUCCAAUAAUUUGACCAUCAAUAAUGUGAAUUAUACAAAUAAAGAUGAUGGACAGUUGGAGUCAAAGCACUCACCCAAGCUUGAGCAUAAAGCAGUGACGCGGGUCAAAAGUAUGAUGAGUAUUGAAGCACCAAAUCUGGCCCAGCAGCAAAAGUCCAAAGUUGAUGAGUCCUCUCCAGGCUUGGCCCUGUCACAGUCCCAAUUCCAUGACACACAGUGUGAAAGAAACCCCAGGACUGCUGGUGAGUCGAUACCCCAUCAGCACUGUAAGAGGGGAGACAGUGAACUUGUAGGUGUUUGCACCAUUGACACUGUGACCCUGUGGAGAAGUGAGGAUGAGUCAUUUGGGCUUGACCUGGAGAUAAUGUCAUCUCCUCUGAAAGUUAUCAUCACUGGAUUAAAGCCUGGAGGUGCAGCGGAGAGGGAAUCUACAGGCAAGCUAUGUCCUGGUGAUGAGAUUGUAAAAAUUGAGGAAAAACUGGUGUGCUCCUCUAGCUACCAGGAAAUCUGGGAGCUCAUGCUCAACCUCCCUUUGACGCUGUCCUUGGAAGUUAAGCGACCAAUUUCAGCUGUAGAUCGACUGUCUAUUUUGACAGUUUCCACCAGACUGAGCCCAGCCAAAUCUGUUCAGGAGACAUCUGAUGGACAAGUGAAAAAUACUAAUUCAGGGAAUUCCAGCCAUUCAACCCAAACAGAGAAUGACUUUCAAAUACCCAUCACCAAUAUAGAUGACAUUUUAUCAGGAGAGAGCCUCUGCAGUGAUACAGUGACACACAACAAAACGCUGUACAAAACAUCCUCAGUUGAGCCCAUAUCCUGCAGUUCAAGCCAACAUACAGUAACCCUUUUUAAAAAAGGUAGCAUUCAGGUACCAAUACAGUCCAAUCCCCUGGACUGUUCCAUCUCGGAUCAAGGUACCAUCCUCCCUGUGAAGACAGCACAUGUAAUCCAACAAAAGGAGAACAGCUCUGCUGUUUUCAAUGGAUCAAGUCCGGAAAGUUCUGAUGCCCGUUCUACAUGUAUGUACACCUUAGGAGAUGACAGUGAUUCAAAUAGCGACUCCACCACUGACAACAGUGUAAUGGCCAAUAAGAUGGCUGGCAGUGGUAGUCUUCAUGAGCCCUCCUCAGAUGAGGAGGAAGUGGAGUUUUGUUCCUGUGAUGCCAGGCAACAUGAUGCUGGUGGACAUACUCAUUUAAGACAGUCACCAAAUGGGUCUUCACAUUUUCAGCAUGCCAAUAGUCAAAAUUUAAACCUGGAUCAGACGUUUGAUGUGUUGAAGGUCUUCUGUGAUGUCACACAGUCAAACAAAGAAAACUCUGUUACAACACCCCAAUUCUCACAGCUUUCUCGGUUAUUAGGGACCUCUGCAGAGCAACCGUGCCAGUCUUCCAGCUGUACACUACCUGUGUUUCCUAUACAGUCCCACAUUAAUAGUGCCAUUGGAUCCUGUGACAAAGUUAAAGCAUGUGUGGCAUCCAAUCCUAGAAGACUAAGCAUUUAUAGCAGCCCCUCUCCACCAGAUACCCACAGUGCCACUCGGGGUCCGAUUGCAAAUUUGCAUGCAGAUGCCUCACUGACCUCAGAUUUAUCAAAGCAUUUGAAUACACAAAUAUCUCAUUCAUCAGUGGAAUCAAUGAUAAACAAAGAAAAAGUGUUCGAUUGCAGAACUCAUCCCCAUGCUAGCUCCUUGCUUAACGAGAUGUCUGGCCUUAAACUCCUUGAUAAUUCAGACUGUCCUGUGUGGAGUAAUAAUUUCAAACUUCAGGUUGAAACUCAAAGCAAAACAAUCACUAGUGCUCCUAAACUGAAGGGCCUAAGUAUUAAGAGUAAGAAUAAACCACAGAGGGAACCUCCUCAAACACCUACCAAGAGUGAUGGUCCAGUUGCUUCAAAUAUCAAUGCUUCCUUGAACCAGUCAACAAAAUUACCACCAACAGCAACCAUACCAUGCUUUUUAAAGACCAGUAACGAGUAUGAUAUGAACAGACCUCUUGCCUUGCCCAAAGUAAGUGACAGAAAGCAAGUUACAGCUGAGCAUGAGCCUUCCGGUGGCACAUUACAAACAGUACAACUGGACAAGGAGAAGGACAUGCCUUUAUGCUCCACAACAGCCAAGUCACAGGGUCGAUCACACCCACCCGAAACACAGAGAACAUUUAUAGAAGUUCAAAUGUCUUGCUUAUCUGGUUCAUCAUCACCAGUUAUGGUGGAGAAUGAAACAUUUCAUUCAAAAGCCUAUACACCAACUCAAAGAGGCACAGAAGCAAGAUUAACCCCAAUGCUUUCUCCUGCCAGCUCUACAGGAGAAAAAACAAAUGGCAUGGUAAGUAACACAGUAUUUAGUUCACUGUGUUCUACCAAAGAAACUCAUUCAACCACAAGUAAUGGCUUGAAACCCAGUAUUGCGGAGAAAAGAGAGGCCCUUAAGUCCAGCAAGUCCAGACUGUACAUAAAGACAAUGGAAAGGGGAAGCUUCUCCACAGAUGCAGCCUUGUCUGCAAACUACAAUCCCUUCUCUGUCCAGCAUAAGAUAAAGUCAUUUGAAAACCUGGCUCACUUUGAGAAGCCUGUGGCUAAAAGCAGUGACAUUCAGUCUUAUGCUCUGGCAUAUAGAGCCUCACUUAACCAAAGAAUUGCUGGCUAUAUGGGCUUGGUUAAUUCUAUUGACUGCCAGGCAUGGCAAAGGAGUUUUAGUUCUUAUGUAGACAAUCUAAUCCCGACCACACCCUGCCCACCUCUUCUUGGUAAAUCUCCAUCUAGCAUUGCACUGAUAAACCUUGAGCCUCCACAUUCAAGCAGUAACACAACCCCCCCGACUGAGGACAAUCCAGAGGCUGAAGUUCAAACAGCCUCAGAUGGGAUUACACCACAAAGCUCUCAGGUACAGCGGAGGAAACACAGCAAACUUGCCAACAACAAGUUGUGUCAGUUCAGGGCUCUCAGUAUGCCUGAAUUGGAAAAACUAUGCACAAAGGAUGUUACCAGAGGACAUGAUGCAGCUGUAGAUAAAGCAACGCAUGACAUCCAUCCCUCUAGAUUUAAGAAAGCCAAAGACACUGAGAGCUUUCCACCUUUUGCAACCCUGACAAAAGUGGAUUUGAACAGAACGAGCCAAGGCAAUCUUCAAUCUACUGAAGUGACUCCUCAAGGAAGCCUAGAGACCCAUGGACAACAGUCUGGGUGGUCCAUCAGUUUAAAGGAGCUGGCUACGUCUCCAGAGAGUCAGUGUAAACUACAAACACUGCUGUCGUCCCCGACCUUUAAAUCAUAUGCGCUGACCCUACUUCAGGAAGCCAGGGCCAUGUCAGAGGUUAACAAUGAUACACAUCUUGUUGUCCUAUGUAAAGAAGACGGCUCAGGACUUGGUUUUAGUAUUGCUGGUGGAGUAGACCUUGAACAGAAGGCAAUAACUGUUCAUCGAGUCUUCACCAAAGGUGCAGCUAGCCUUGAGGGCACAAUCCAGAGAGGUGACAGCAUUUUAUCCAUAAAUGGCACAAGUCUGGAGGGUAAAACCCAUGGAGAGGCUGUCUCAUGCCUUCGUCAAGCCAGGCUGUUCAAUCAAGCCUUGGUAGUUAUUCAGAGAGACAAGGACAGUGAACUGAGUGUCUCAGACAGACAUGAUUCAGCCAGCCAGCCAAAGAGGAUGUGUUCAGUGGGGAAGAAGUCUUUGGAUGCUGGAGCAGGGAUGGAUGUGGCUCCAUAUGGUGCUGAAGCAGUGGAGCUUCAUAAAUCCUCUUCUGGCCUCGGCUUCAGUCUGGAGGGGGGAAUGUCUUCAAGCCAGGGAGACAGGCCUCUCAUUGUUAAACGCAUCUUAAAAGGAGGUGCUGCAGAAUUGUCUGGCCUUAUUGAAGUUGGCGAUGAGGUCCUGUCUGUCAACGGCUGUUCUCUGGAGGGCCUCAUGCACCAUGAUGCCUGGAACAUCAUCAAAUCCACCAACAAAGGCCCCAUCCGCCUCCUCAUCCGCAAGCCCAGUACCUUACUGUAAUGAACAAUUCAAUAGAAACUUUCUGAUAAGGGCCAGUGUGAAACAGCCCUCCAAAACAGGGUAUGGAGAAGCAGCAGAAAUGAAAACAAGCAUUUUCUUACAUUUUUUUUCAUAGACCUUAUUUGAAAUUUGUGUUUUGUCUUGUUAUAUGUCUUUGUACUUAUAAAUAGGUCAAAUUGGGUGGACGACAAAGUAUUGUAAUGUACGAUGCUGAAUUGAAUGAUUUAAUUCAGAUGGGAAGUGCAGUUUUUUCCAAUAGAUUUACUUUGGAACAGUAAAGAAUCCAAUGAGAUUGUCACUUGUUCCUUUUUAAAAAAAAAUAAAGUCAGUAUGUCAAAUGAUCUAUGACUGGUCGUGGUGAGCAUUCAUAAUAAUUUGUGAGAUGACAACCGUUAAUAACCACAAAUUUGCAAAAACGUAGUUCUAUGAAGUGUUAGGCUCAACAUUUGUGUACUCUAAGCUUCAGAAAUAUAACUGUUCUACAAACUGUUCUAAGACCUCACCAACAUUUCAAACAGUUUAUUCUAUAUUUGUCUUCUCUGGUGUUACCACAUAUUCACAAUUUCUUUAUUGGCACACUCAGUUUCUAGUUACUGUCCUAGGGCCCAAGUCGGGUCUGGUAGGGUCCUGUUGUAUUGCUUUAGAUCUCUGGUCUAUCUGAUAAUAUUGCAUUUCUAAUACCUGAAUAGAUCCAAGCAGACUCUCUAUCAGCUUAGUCAAACACAUUUUGGAUCAGGGCUGAUAUCUAUUAAGUAGCUCAGGGAAAACGUUUGGUCUAAAAUGUGCUAAAAUUCGAAGAAUGGCAUUACUUUGCUCUCAUUCUUAUGAAUGGAAUUAUAAUCAAUCAUAAAAAUAUAUAUUAUAUAAUAUACACUAUAUUAUUACAAUUGACAAUUACAAUUACCAAGUUUCAUUUGUAGGUCAGCUCCUGUGUUUUGACUUCAGGAAAAAAAUAACCCUCAUUUCACACUCUGGAUUCACUAGCAUCAUCACCAAAAAAAAGCACCCAUGGACUUACUUGUAAACUUACUUGCAGCAUCAUUAGGCAAAGCUUCGUAGUCCUACUUUUUAUAUUAAAUAUGUAAGAAUAAUUUGUUUAAUUUGUUUCAUGGUUAUCAUACUAUGCAGAUUGCAUUCACAUCCUGGGCUCCAGAGGCUUAAGAUCAGACUUUUAAUAUGCAGGAUUUGUAGGUUACUGUGUCUAUACAAACAUUGUUUGGCACUGUGUCCACCAUUUCCAAAGCUUCCUUUUGGAUGUGUGUGAGACCUGCUUGCAACCUUGUUAUAAAGACCAGACCUCACUUGUGCGACUGGGGCUGCACACCAACUUCCCAAUGGUUGCAGUCCAGAAACAUCACAAACACAGCAAAGUACGAAGAAAAUAUGAGAAAUACAGGGAGAUGGUUGGGUCUGUGCAGAUAAAUACACCACCCACACUCCUUAUGGGUCAUAAGUGAUGAUUGAGAGAAAUUACUUUUGUAUGAGUCUAGUCCAUUCAUUGUUUAUGGUGUCAUGGUUUUGGGUGUCACUUUUGUUAUUUCCUGUUUUAUAUUGACAAACUUUCCCUCAUGUAUUAUCUUUUGCUUUACUUCCUGUGUUUUCCCGCCUUUGUGACUAAUGAUAGUUGUUUUGGGGAU